Molecule: messenger RNA, 1008 nt
Organism: Closterium sp. Yama58-4
Lineage: Eukaryota; Viridiplantae; Streptophyta; Zygnematophyceae; Desmidiales; Closteriaceae
Source: the annotation of a GenBank genome assembly
AUGGCAAACGAGAGCGAGGGAACGGCUGCUAGUGAGGCGGAGAGCACGGUCACCGUCAUUGGUCCAGGUGGCUGGUCGUUAUCUGACGCGAAGAUCACGCACGUCAUCUUCGACCUGGACGGCACGCUGAUCGACACUGAGAGUGCGGUGACGGAGGUGGCAAGGAUACUGGUGGAGCGGUACGGCAAGGUGUGGACUGGCGAGGGCGCCGAGGAUCGUAUCGGCAAGCGGCCAAUCGAUGGCGCUCGUGCCACGGUGCAGCGAUAUGGACUGCCUUGUACCCCGGAGGAGUUGCUAGCGCAAAGCCACGUGCUGGUGGAAGAGAGGUGGAGCCAAGCCAAGCCCCUCCCGGGCGCCCACCGCCUGAUGCAGCACCUGCGAGCGUGCGGCAUUCCCAUGGCUGUUGCCUCUAGCUCCCCCCGGCGCAACGUCAACAUCAAGCUCUCCUUCCACUCUGGUCAGUUGCACGUUCCGAGGGAAGUUCCUGCUCCUGCUCAUGGUAGUCUUAGGGUAUGUUCAGGCUGCAGCCUGCUCCUGCUGAUGCAGCACCUCCAGGCAUGCUCCCCAUUUCUGUUGCCUCUAGCUCCCCCCGGCGCAACGUCAACAUCAAGCUCUCCUUCCAUGCAGGUCGGGUGCACGUUUUCAGCCAGGAACGGUCCAGGAAAGAUGAGAGACGUUCUGGGUAAGUUGAGGAUUGUCCAAGGAUGGACGGACAUGCUGCAAGUGCUGGUGGGAGGGGAUGAGGUGGAGCAUGGCAAGCCGCGCCCUGACAUAUUCCUACGGGCAGCUGAGCUGAUGGGCGCCUCUCCCUCCAACUGCCUCGUUGUGGAAGAUUCCCCCUGCUGCCCACCAGCUGCCGCCCACCACCUGCUGCCCUCUCUGCUGGACUUCCAACCGCAGCACUGGGGCCUCCCUCCCUUCUCUGAUUGUAAGUGUGCCCUCUUUCUUUCCGACGCUCUAGCUGCUGCUGUUGGUGCAACAGGGAUGCGACCAUCAGCUGCGCUGUGA